This is a messenger RNA of Papilio polytes (common Mormon), 2519 nucleotides long. RefSeq lists its product as uncharacterized. Bases 188 to 2356 code for a protein of 722 amino acids. The record is from RefSeq and is a predicted model, not a curated record. Lineage: Eukaryota; Metazoa; Arthropoda; Insecta; Lepidoptera; Papilionidae. The transcript has 8 exons.
UGGUUGUCUGGUGUUUGUCCGCCAUUUUGUUUUUGGUUGAAGUCACCGGACGCUGAUGCAGUUUAACAAUAUUUAAAAGGUUGAUUUUAAUUUUACGACCCACUUUUGUUUUAAACUAAAUAUUUCAAGACAAUUGUUGGUAUCCAUAUUUUAUAACUUACCGGUGUCCGGUGUUAAACAAAGAAACAUGAAUCGUAAUAGUAUGAUGCGUGGACGUGGUCGUGGUCGCGGUGGAGCCAUCAAUCCCUUUGUACCAGGUCAUACGCGUAAUUUGGAGACUGAGAUGGAAAUAUUGCAGAGAAAACAAGAUGCUUUGCAAUAUGAACAGCAGAGGCUUGCUAAUGAACGACUCAACAUUAGGAAGAGGCCGUUUGAAAGUGAUCAACCCUCCCGGAGUUUACCAUAUUACCAAACCAAAAGCAGCGUUCAAAACUUUGCCCAUCUUUAUGAUGGUGGUUCUGAGCGUAGCUAUGGCGGUACACAACCGAAAAGACGUCCCCCAAUCAAUGUGUGGGAUGAGGAUAGGUUCAUUGUCAACCAAAGCUCUGUUCCUCAGCACCAUGGAUCUUAUGUCCCUCCGAUUCCUCAAAUCAGAGCUCAGCCGAUGCCUCUCAUGGGUGUCGUGCCCAACCCAGUAGUUCGCCAAAUGGUAGAUAUGGCCCCCAAGAGGGUCAGAUCUAAGUUUUACAGUACACAACUUAACUCUGCUCCCGCACAAGUGAAGAAAACGCCAAUUCCAAAACCUGUGCAUUUUCCAAUUUUACGCGCCACUGAAGAACCUAGUAAACAACAGUGUGGUCGGUUAGGGUUAGCUUUGGGCUUCAUUGUAAAGAAAAUGAAGAACGAAUAUUGUGUUGAUGAAGAAACUACCGCGUUUUUCAAUACUAAACAUAUGCAACGCUAUAUAAGGAAAACAAUUCGUGAACGGCUGAUGUCUCUAAUGCUCAACAGAGCGGUAGGAAAGCCUGACGAUAUAGUGGCUGCAUAUCGCGAGGCAUACCCUCUACAUACUGACAAGCAUAUUUUGGAUAAUGCCAAUGUCACUGCAGAUUUCGACAGUUAUUUGACAUCAAAUAUUACCAAAAUCAUGUCAGAUAAAUUGGAUGAGUUAUUGGAUAAGAUGAAACAAUUGUGUGAGGGAAAAGAUGUUGAAGUUAGAAAAUUAAUACAGCCACUAAUCAAUGCCUCUGGUGAUGAAAAAACGGAAACAAAUAGAGAUGUUAAAUUAACACAAGAAUUUAUGAAUUCAUUGACAACUGUAUUGAUUGAAGAAAAUUUACCUCAAGUUCUGCCUAAAUUUACUCAGAAAAUUAUAAACAUGUUAGAUCUUGAAUCUGAAAUCACUACUUUCAUAACUAAAAAUAUGACAGGAAGGAGAAUGCUGAGGAGAUUUGAUAGGAAAAAUCCAGACAAUCUUAGUAAGGCUCAAAAUGUUGACAAAAAUAAUAAAGAGCCUGUAGUAGAAAAUAAUAAGGACAUACAAGAAACCUCUAUUAAGAUUGAAAAUCUUGAUACAAAUGAGGAAGAGGCUAUAGUAGAGAAUGAAAACAAUGAUAAUACACAAAUUGAAACCUCUAAUGAAGUAACUGGAGAUAAUCUUGACCAAACAAUUGAAGAGUCAAAACCAUUGGAAUCUGCACAGAAAGAAGAUUCAGCACAACUGGCAACCCCUAAACCUCAACAAUACUUUGUUAAGGUACUUGGUCAACCUUCUCUCCCUAACAGAGCUGAUGCAUAUAAAUUUUUCACAUCACUCAAUGCGGUGACAAUUAAGAAGCAUAAAGUGAUUCAAAAUCUACUAGUUGUUGGAUUUAAUAAUGAACAAGACUAUGAAAGGGCGGUUGCUGCCAGCGAUACUGUUGUUGGGAAUUGCAAACUUAUUAUCAAGACAAACGACAAGCAAGCUCUCAGCACUACAACAACUCCCAUUAAGGAAAAAACAGAAGAUGAGAAACCCGAAGUUAUGCUGAGCCCAGAUCUUGAAAAUCAAAUAACUGAUCUUCUUACUACAAUUAAAAAAGAACAAAACGAUAUUCCUGAAAAUAAACAACCCUCUGAUACUGAACAAGCUGAUAGUAAAAACAUUGAUGCAGUAGUGAAAGAGGAAGAUUCAACUGAAAUAAAAAGUGACACAGUUGAAGAAACUAGAUAUUCUCCCACCAAGGAGCUUGCUGAUGCUAAAAACUUAGAUACAAUACAAGAAGUUGAUGAAAGUAACACUGAAUCAGAAACAAAUGUUGCCAAUGUGAUAAAUGUCACUGGUAAAGAUACACCAAUGAAAAGACGACAAAGUGUUGCCACACCAAGAACGAUCCGCACCAGGAGAUCAAGUAAACUGGAUCAACUAAACAAUUGAAUUAGAAUGAUUGGUUUUUGAAUAAUUAAUUUUUUAAUUCCAUUAAAUUAGUUGCUUUAUAUUUUACUUGCUUGUGUUAGGUAUAGAGCGGGAAAUUACAAAUGUAUUAUUUUUUCCUUUACAACACUUAUUGACUAUGAAAUUAUACUAUUUUAAAGUACAA